Hyalella azteca is the source of this 287-nucleotide messenger RNA. It is a transcript of the gene Rab6, whose product is annotated as ras-related protein Rab6. NCBI's taxonomy places the organism in Eukaryota, Metazoa, Arthropoda, Malacostraca, Amphipoda, Hyalellidae. Gene Ontology annotation, molecular function: GTPase activity; GTP binding. The record is from RefSeq and is a predicted model, not a curated record.
GAGUGGGAGAGAGAGAGAGUUUUCUAUGUGAACUUCAGUACGUGGCUGGAGAUGCAUGUGGUCGGUUGCUUAUGUGCAAUACAUUCGCAGAAUAAAUUUUGAGAAGACCGUGACAAGAAAAUCAUUGCAAAAUUUACCUCAUAACCCAAGAUAACACGAUGGCCAUGUCGGGCGAAUUCGGGAACCCGUUAAGGAAAUUUAAACUUGUAUUUUUAGGUGAACAAAGUGUGGGCAAAACCUCACUCAUCACCCGGUUUAUGUACGAUUCCUUUGACAACACAUACCAG